Molecule: messenger RNA, 1770 nt
Organism: Megalops cyprinoides (Indo-Pacific tarpon)
Lineage: Eukaryota; Metazoa; Chordata; Actinopteri; Elopiformes; Megalopidae
Product: AP-1 complex subunit mu-2
Exons: 12
Coding region: 167-1441 (424 amino acids)
Biological process (GO): vesicle-mediated transport; intracellular protein transport
Cellular component (GO): clathrin-coated vesicle; clathrin adaptor complex
Molecular function (GO): clathrin-cargo adaptor activity
Source: RefSeq, a predicted model, not a curated record
CGUUGGCACACCACCGCUCCGGAACAAGGAAACAACGGAAUACAUGGGCACAUUAAACAAUUAAACUUUCAACAGCUUUGUGAGGAAAUGAUACAUAUCUGAAAACUUAAGUGUUUUUACUGUAUGUGACAAAGUUUUAACUGACUCCUUUUUAUUACUACUGACCAUGUCUGCCUCGGCCGUGUUCGUGCUCGAUGUGAAAGGAAAGGUGCUGAUCUGUCGCAACUACAAGGGGGAUGUAGACAUGACGGAGAUCGACCAUUUCCUGCCCCUUCUCUUGCAACAGGAAGAGGAGGGGCUUCUCUGUCCUGUCAUCACUCAUGGAAAUGUUCACUUCCUCUGGAUAAAGCACAGCAAUCUCUACUUGGUGGCCACAACUAAUAAGAAUGCCAACGCUUCUUUAAUCUACGCCUUCCUGUACAAACUGGUGGAGGUGUUCACAGAGUACUUCAAAGAGCUGGAGGAGGAGAGCAUUCAGGAUAACUUUGUCAUCAUCUACGAGCUGCUGGACGAGCUGAUGGACUUCGGCUUCCCCCAGACCACCGACAGCAAGAUCCUGCAGGAGUACAUCACCCAGGAGGGCAACAAGCUGGAGGUGGCCAAGAGCAAGGUGCCCACCACGGUUACCAACGCAGUGUCCUGGAGGUCAGAGGGCAUCAAGUACAAGAAGAAUGAGGUCUUCAUUGAUGUCAUUGAAUCCAUUAACGUGCUGGUAAACGCCAAUGGAAAUGUGAUGAGCAGCGACAUUGUGGGCAGCAUCAAGCUGAAGACCAUGCUGUCCGGGAUGCCAGAGCUGCGUCUGGGACUCAACGACCGCGUGCUGUUCUCUCUCACUGGCCGGGACAGGGGGAAGUCGGUGAUGAUGGAGGACGUCAAGUUCCACCAGUGCGUGCGCCUGUCCCGGUUCGAGAACGACCGCACCAUCUCCUUCAUCCCACCCGACGGGGAGUCGGAGCUCAUGUCCUACCGCAUCAACACUCACGUGAAGCCCCUGAUCUGGAUCGAGUCGGUCAUUGAGAGGUUCUCUCACAGUCGAGUGGAGAUCAUGGUAAAGGCAAGGGGCCAGUUCAAAAAGCAGUCCGUGGCCAAUAACGUAGAGAUUAAUGUGCCAGUGCCCAGCGAUGCAGACUCCCCCAAAUUCAAGACCAGCACGGGCCACGCCAAAUAUGUUCCAGAGAAGAACCUGGUGGUGUGGACCAUCAAGUCUUUCCCAGGGGGGAAGGAGUACCUCAUGCGCGCCCACUUUGGGCUUCCCAGCGUGGAGAACGAGGAGGCUGAGGGGAAGCCACCCAUCACUGUCAACUUCGAGAUCCCCUACUUUACUGUGUCUGGGAUACAGGUGCGCUAUAUGAAAAUUAUAGAGAAGAGUGGCUACCAGGCCUUGCCCUGGGUCAGGUACAUCACAAAGAGUGGAGAUUACCAGCUGCGGACCAACACCUAGAUCUGCUGCCUGCCUAAUCCCAGACCUCUUCUCCUCAGUCACCAAACACAGAAGUGAUUGAGAAAUUUCUGCACCAGUCAGCUGGCUCCAGUCUGAAUUGCCUUGGUUCUCACUUAGUCACAGCAGGGAAAUGUCAAAGCACUAUUCUGCAAAUUAUCCCCUAUUCUAAUUUCUAGAAUGCAAAUGAGUUUUAAGAUAUUUGAUAAAUUUAGGCUACUUAUAUUUCCAUAUAAAUUAUUUUUGCAAACACUUGUUAUGUGGAAGUUGUCUUUUAAAAAAACAGGGCCUUGUUUUUAUUCAGUGCUGUACUUAAGGCAGUCCUAUUUUAC